AUGUCUGACAACGGAGAAAUCGAGGUCGAGAACCCCACCGGCAUCAACAUCCUUCCCAAGGAUGUCGCCGAGGAGCAGGGCAGCUGGUCCUACGAGGAGGUUGAAGUCCGCGACAUCUCAUUGACCGACUACAUCCAGAUCCGCUCUCCCGUCUACAUCUCACACUCGGCCGGCCGAUAUGCCGUCAAGCGAUUCAGGAAGGCCCAGUGCCCCAUCAUUGAACGCCUCACCAACUCGCUCAUGAUGAACGGCCGCAACAACGGAAAGAAGCUCAUGGCUGUGCGCAUUGUUGCCCACGCUUUCGAGAUCAUCCACAUCAUGACCGACCAGAACCCCAUCCAGGUCGCCGUCGACGCUAUUGUCAACUGCGGUCCCCGUGAAGACUCCACCCGUAUUGGUUCCGCUGGUACCGUCCGUCGCCAGGCCGUCGAUGUGUCUCCUCUCCGCCGUGUCAACCAGGGUAUCUCUCUCCUUACCAUUGGUGCCCGUGAGGCGUCUUUCCGCAACAUCAAGAGCAUUGCUGAGUGCCUUGCUGAGGAGCUGAUCAACGCUGCCAAGGGAAGCAGCAACUCUUACGCCAUCAAGAAGAAGGAUGAGCUCGAGCGUGUCGCCAAGUCCAACCGAUAA
Messenger RNA from Bipolaris oryzae ATCC 44560, 627 nucleotides. RefSeq lists its product as uncharacterized. The coding region runs from base 1 to 627 and encodes 208 amino acids. Gene Ontology annotation, molecular function: rRNA binding; structural constituent of ribosome; mRNA binding. Gene Ontology annotation, biological process: translation; ribosomal small subunit assembly. Lineage: Eukaryota; Fungi; Ascomycota; Dothideomycetes; Pleosporales; Pleosporaceae. The record is from RefSeq and is a predicted model, not a curated record. The transcript is spliced from 4 exons. Gene Ontology annotation, cellular component: ribosome; cytosolic small ribosomal subunit.